CCACAGUACGGAGAAGUAUUAAUAAUAGUGGACCAAAUACCCAAGCAAACAAGGGUCCUAAUCGCUGCUGUCACAUCGCUUCCCUUUCACUUGUCUCAGGAACCUAUUAUUCACAGCUGCCUGCUCUAGAUGAUACGCUUCAUCCUUUUACAGAACAGAGCGGGGCGUACUCGGCUCUCCAAAUACUAUGUGCCAAUAGAGGAGAAGGAGCGCCGGAAGUUGGAGUAUGAGAUCCACCGGCUUGUAGUUAACCGGGAUCCUAAGCAUACGAACUUCCUGGAGUUCCGCUCCUACAAAAUUGUUUACCGGCGAUAUGCUGGACUCUUCUUCUCGAUGUGCAUUGAUGCAUCGGAUAACGAGCUGACGUGCCUUGAGGCGAUCCACCUGUUCGUGGAGAUCCUUGACCACUAUUUCAGCAACGUCUGCGAGCUGGACCUUGUGUUCAACUUCCACAAGGUGUACCUCAUCCUGGACGAGUUUAUCUGCGGCGGGGAACUCCAGGAGACGGCAAAGAAGGUCAUCCUCGAACGGCUAGCGGAGCUGGAUAAGAUUGACACGUAGCCGUGCAACGCGCGGCAGUGUCGCUGAUGCUUUCAGACCCUGAACGCGGAGUUAAAGCGUCUGUGGCAGAGGGCUGUUCCAUUGGACGCCAGCCGAUGGAGGGAUAGCAGCCUUCCGGGGAGUUCAAAGCAGUGUACAAGUAGCACAGAGAAUGAGGCUGCGCAUGAUGGCAUUCUGCGCAUUUAAGGAAGUGCGGGAUGGGCCGCACCGGCAGCGGUAAACGUUGCGGUACCGGUAGGCGGAAUGUACAGGGUAAGGGUCAGAUGCAGGGCUUGGAAUGGGUCCGCAGGUAUACAUAUAACACAUGCUGGCAUAGGCAGAGGGCGUAACUGGGUUGCCUGGAGAGGUCCUGGAGGGGUUCCAAAUGUAUUGGAUUGGGACCGGGCGGUUAGAAGUGAGAGAGUCAUUGUGUGGUCGUCUAGGAUCGGCAGUUGGUACACAAGAGCGAGGAUGAAUACAGAAGCCUUAAAGGCUUCCAUGCGCGCGCCGUACUGAGUGUUUGGUGAGGCCGAGGGGCCUUGCAUCGUGCUUGGCAUCCUGGCUGUUGCUAAGAGGAAGCCAUAACUGUUGUACCAAUUGCACAUGUUAGCGCUACUCGAUGUUGGAUGCAUGUUUCUUGCUAGCUUCCGACAUCCCAGUGAAGGUUACUAAACAGGGUGCAGGAUUUGACGUGCAACAAACAGUAUGCGGCAGGCCGGCAGCGCAUGCGGCAUGGCAGUGUGUUGCGGCGUUGUAGGCCACAGCAACUGAAGCGUUCGCUUCUUACGGAAGGCAUGCUAGUGUGUUGCCCCCCGCCACACCGUCGUGAUCAGUGGUCGCAUCCCAUGCGGUACGGUUCCCCAACAGUCGGCCCAACUUCGGCUGCAGCUCAUCAACUACCAGGCGCAGAG
Messenger RNA from Astrephomene gubernaculifera, 1451 nucleotides. NCBI's taxonomy places the organism in Eukaryota, Viridiplantae, Chlorophyta, Chlorophyceae, Chlamydomonadales, Astrephomenaceae. The record is from the annotation of a GenBank genome assembly.